CAGGUUGUCCUAAUGUGGGGCUUUCUUAUAGGUAGUGUCGUAUUCGGGAAAUUGGCCGAUAAAUAUGGUAGAAAAAAUCCACUAAUGAUUUCCAUAGUCAUUCAAACAGUCAUGAGUUUCGCCGCUAGUGUUGUGCCCUCAUACUGGUUGUUCCUUGCUUGCAGAUUUGUUUUGGCCCUAGCUUCUGGGGGAGUAGGGAUUAUAUCAUUUGUAUUAGUGAUCGAAGUUGUGGGUGGUAAAUGGCGCACGAUAAUACCCGUCCUUUACCAGUUGCCGUUCGGAUUGGGCAACCCCGUCAUGACGGGAUUGGCAUUCUGGCUCAGAGACUGGAGAAGCCUACAAUUUGCACUGUCGACAUUAUCAUCAUUUUUCAUAUGGUAUUGGUUCUGUAUUUAUGAAUCGCCGAGAUGGUUGUUGGCCACCGGAAAUGUAAAGGAAGCUUACGAUGUACUGGAAAAAGCAGCCCGUAUAAAUAAAAGAAACUUCAACAAGUACAAAGUCAAGGAAAUGUUAAUGAAUGCUAAGGGACGUCCACAAAGUCCUCCAAGUUUCUGGACUUUCAUAAAACUAAAGACCAUGCGAUCGAGAACUGUGAUGCUGUCUAUUCAUUGGUUCUGCACUGGCUUAUGUUUCUAUGUAUUAGCCCAAUAUCUUGGCUGGAUUGGAGAUAAUAUCUUCCUAUCCGUAAUGAUAAGCGGGUUAAUUUCUUCGCUCGGUCCGAUUGUCUGUGUUUUCGUAAUUAUGAAGAUGGGACGAAAAAUAACUUUGGCGAUAUUUGAAGGGCUGACGGCUCUCUGUUUCAUAUGCAUACUUUUGGUACCACGAAAUGUGUUUACGAAUGACUGGCCCAGACUUGUUUUUGCUGGAAUAGGAUUUGGGGGCAUGGCAGGAACGGUUCCUGUACUGUACCUCUUUUCUGGUGAACUGUAUCCAACAUUGGGACGAAACGUAGGAGUAAGCGGUGUUUCAACGUUCGCCCGGAUCGGCUCUAUGGUGGCACCAUUGGUGGCGGGCCUUAACGAUUUGCUUCCUGAUUUAUCCUUGUACAUAAUGGCUGUCCUAGUAUUUGCCCAAAUGCUGGUGGUUGUACCCUUGCCUGAAACCAAGAACCGUCCUUUGCCUGACACCAUGGAGCAGGCUGAACAACUCAGUGAGACGCCAAUGUGGUUGUCGAAAAAAGUGAACUUUUUGCAAAGGACGAACGAGUAGCACGCCCAUUCUGCCAUGUUAUAAUUAAUUACGGUCGCGAGA
Leguminivora glycinivorella is the source of this 1251-nucleotide messenger RNA. Its product is annotated as organic cation transporter protein-like. Lineage: Eukaryota; Metazoa; Arthropoda; Insecta; Lepidoptera; Tortricidae. Gene Ontology annotation, molecular function: transmembrane transporter activity. The coding region runs from base 13 to 1209 and encodes 398 amino acids. The record is from RefSeq and is a predicted model, not a curated record. Gene Ontology annotation, cellular component: membrane. Gene Ontology annotation, biological process: transmembrane transport. The transcript has 5 exons.